This is a messenger RNA of Vicia villosa (hairy vetch), 2079 nucleotides long. RefSeq names its product probable receptor-like serine/threonine-protein kinase At5g57670. Gene Ontology annotation, biological process: protein phosphorylation. The coding region runs from base 211 to 1887 and encodes 558 amino acids. The record is from RefSeq and is a predicted model, not a curated record. Lineage: Eukaryota; Viridiplantae; Streptophyta; Magnoliopsida; Fabales; Fabaceae. The transcript is spliced from 8 exons. Gene Ontology annotation, molecular function: ATP binding; protein kinase activity.
AGCACCCAACUACAACACUUAAUCUAUUUUCCUAUUUUCCUACUUUACAUAACAUUAACAAUAAAGUCCAUUUAUGCUUCUCAAACAAGUCUAACAAAAUUCAACUAUAUGGUUGGCCUCACAUCUAACUGAAAUUUAAUCAUAAGCUCUUCUUUACAUAACACUACAUAUUCAUUCAUAACCUAAUCCAAAAAAUAUCAACAUUUCAAAAUGGAACUUCCUUCACCUUCUACAAUACUUAUUGGCCUCUCCUUAGAUUCAAAUGAUAGCAAGGAGCUUCUUUCAUGGACAAUGAGAGUUCUGGCCAAACCAAAUGAUACUAUUGUUGCAGUGCAUGUUCUUGUUGGUGAGAAUAUGAAGAAAAGUGUAUCUGUUAGAAGAAGACAAUCACAUCUUAGACAAGCAAAAGCAUAUGUUAUAUCUGUGCUCGGAGAAUUCGCGCAGACGUGUUGGUCUAAACAGAUUAAUUUGGAGGCUAAAGUGGCAAUGAGUUCCACAAUAGGUGCUGGUUUAGUGAAGGAAGCCGAGUUAAUUUCGGCCGAUUUUCUUCUUCUUCGCGGAACCUCUAAAGGAAUUGCCAAGUAUUGCUUUGAUCAUUUACAUGGAAGUUGCACAAUGGUCUCAGUUGGUGCUAGAAGCACAAUGACAGAAAUGAAUGCGCAGAACAGUUCGCCGAGAACAGUACUAGAUCGAUUAGAGGGACAGUCGAAUAGUACAGAAGACGAUACUUUUAGCACGCGAGCAUCGAGCAUGAUAUAUACACCUUCAUCUGAUUCGAAGAUUAAGAGAAAAUCGAAGUUGAGAAAAUCGCAAUUCUCAUUCAGGUUCAUAAUGUCAUUCCUUGGUUCACCAUUCAGAUUAAAGAGCUUCAAUGUGUCGAAAAAUGAAAUACAUCAUCAACCCUUGUUGAAGUGCUUCAGCUAUGAAGAUAUUUGCAAUGCUACUGAUCACUUUCACCAAGAUAAUUUGGUUGGUAGAGGAGGGUACUCAGAAGUAUAUAAAGGUGAUCUUUGUGAUGGAGAAACCAUUGCUGUGAAGAGGUUAGCCAAAGACAACAAAGAUCCAAACAAGGAGAAAGAGUUUCUUAUGGAGUUGGGUGUUAUUGGACAUGUCUGUCAUCCGAAUACGGCGAGCUUAUUAGGCUACUGCUUUGAAAAUGGACUCUAUCUGAUUUUCAGUUACUCUCAAAAUGGAAACUUGUCAACUGCGUUGCAUGGUAAAGCAGGAAAUUCACUUGACUGGCCAAUAAGGUACAAGAUUGCUAUUGGAGUUGCAAGAGGUCUCCAUUAUCUUCAUAAAUGUUGCAAACAUCGAAUAAUUCAUCGUGACAUUAAAGCCUCCAAUGUUCUUCUUGGUCCUGAUUAUGAACCACAGAUUACAGAUUUUGGACUUGCAAAGUGGCUUCCUAACAAAUGGACUCACCAUGCUGUAAUCCCGGUGGAGGGGACCUUUGGAUAUUUAGCACCCGAGGUUUUUAUGCAUGGGAUUGUAGAUGAGAAAACUGAUAUUUUCGCAUUCGGUGUUCUUCUUUUGGAGAUCGUAACCGGAAGAAGACCUGUUGAUUCAUCAAAGAAAAACAUUCUCCUAUGGGCAAAGCCUCUAAUGGAAUCAGGAGAUAUUGCUGAGCUGGCUGAUCCAAGAAUGGAAGGUAAAUAUGAUACCGAAGAAUUGCAUAGGGUAAUCCUAACAGCUUCAUACUGUGUCAGACAAACUUCCACUUGGCGUCCUGCCACGACCGAGGUGUUGGAGAUGUUAACUAGUGGCCAAGACUAUAAAAUCGGAAAUAGUGGGAGAAUUGCAAACUUCAGUUCUGAUGAAUUGGAUGAUUACUCUAUGGUUUUUGGAUACAAUGUACCUUCGGAAAUAUCGCUAGAGGAUUAUUUGUGAGGAUGUAAUGUAGUUUAGUUUCGAAGUUUGUUUGACUAUGAUUUGAGGUUUGUGAUAGGAGUGUGUGUAGUAAUGAAGAUGUACAUCAGAAAUUGGUUCAUUAUUUUUGUAACUUAAAUAACAUAUUGGAAGUGUGAGAGAAUGUGAAAGCAUAAGAACAAUUAUCAUAAUGGAUGAUCAAGAUUUUGACUA